ACCUGAAACCGGCGCGGUGUCGGGUUCGCACAGCCGGCGCCAGCCCCGCCGUGGGUCGCGGCCAGCCCCCGGGCGGGGGGGGACGACACCGGCUGGCACCGUUCGGGCCGGGAGAGGGGCGCUCCCACACCUCAUCACGUGCCUCAGUCCUCCCGUGCGUGGCGUUCGGCUCCGCGCGCAGCCCCGCGGGGGGGGCUCAUCCCACGGGAGGAGGGGGGUGUGACACGGGGCUCCCCCCGCGCCCAGCGCCGGUCCCGCCACCUGAGUGACAGGUCCCACGGCCGGCACACCGCCGGGACAGCCAAUCUCCGCCGGCACCGACGGGCGGGAGGCGGUGCUGCUGUCCCCCCCCCCCCCCCCCCGCGUCGUCCUCUCCAUCCCCCCCGCGCCGAGCGGUGUCUCUUUCUCAGGUGGCACCAUGGGGACAGGCUGUGCCACCGGGACCCCUCCUGCUGCCCCCCAGCCGGCCCCAGCGCUGCGCCGCUGAGGAUCGCGCCCCAACCUGGGCAUGUGCGGCGGGACGGUGCCACGGUCUCCCCCCGCUGGCGGGCAGCCCCGGCCCCGUGAGCACCCGGCGAGCCACGCUCGUACCGCUCGGCCGCCGCCAUGGCCCAGGGCUGGGAGGACGCGGAGAUGACGGCGGCCGGGCGGUCGCGGAGCUCCAGCAGCAAGGUCAGCCUGGCGCCCCGCUGCCUGCUCAGCAAGCAGAGCCGCCUGCUCAACGGGGUCACCCGCAGCGCCCGCGCCACGUCCCCCAUGGGGCGCGUCAUCCUCAUCAACUCCCCUAUUGAAGCCAGCAGCAAUGAGAGCGAUGUCAUCAAUGCCAUCACGGUGGAGAAGAGCACGGAUGGCAAGCUGGGCUUUAGUGUCCGUGGUGGCUCCGAGCACGGGCUGGGCAUCUUCGUGAGCAAAGUGGAGGAGGGCAGCGCUGCCGAGCAGGCCGGGCUGUGCGUGGGGGACAAGAUCACGGAGGUGAACAGCGUGAGCCUAGAGAACAUCACCAUGAGCAGUGCCGUCAAGGUCCUCACUGGCAACAACCGCCUCCGCAUGGUGGUCCGGCGGAUGGGCCGUGUGCCGGGCAUCAAGUUCUCCAAGGAGAAGACAGCCUGGGUGGAUGUGGUGAACAGGCGCCUGGUGGUGGAGAAGAGUGGCUCAACACCAUCAGAAAGUGGCUCUGAGGAUGGUCUGCGACGCAUCGUCCACCUCUACACCACCUCUGAUGAUUACUGCCUGGGCUUCAAUAUCCGCGGAGGUCGGGAGUUCGGCCUUGGCAUCUAUGUCUCCAAGGUGGACCCCGGGGGGCUGGCAGAGCAGAAUGGCAUUCGGGUGGGCGACCAAGUCCUUGCAGCCAACGGAGUCAAGUUCGAAGACAUAAGCCAUAGCAAGGCGGUGGAGGUGCUCAAGGGGCAGACCCACAUCAUGCUUACCAUCAAGGAGACCGGCCGCUUCCCUGCCUACAAGGAGCUGGUGGCCGAGUACUGCUGGCUCAGCCGCUUGACCAACGGGCAGCUGCAGCAGCUCUCUCAGACCUCGGAGACCAGCUCCUCCAUCUCCUCCUACUCCUCGGGGCCACCACCGGGGACAGUGAACGGGCUGGGGACGGUGACCCCCGGGCCACCCACCCGCACAGUGGAUGUAGCCAUCUCCACAGAGGAUGGGCUGCGGCGGGGCUGGGCGCGGGAUCGUGCUGAACGGGCCAUGCAGACAGAACCAGCCACCGAGGGGCUGCAGGAAACACGGCGUACGGUGCGGCCCCCGGAGCUGCUGCGGGACACGGCCAUCCGAGGCCAGGGUGCCCGCGAGCCCCCCGGCACCCACCCACGCCGCACCUUCUCCCACUCCCCCAAAACGGCGCUGCUGUUGGCGCUGAGCCGGCCCCGGCAGCCCAUCACACGUUCCCAGAGCGACCUCACGGUGGCUGAGGAGAAGCGGAAGAAGAAGCCGGAGGGCCAGGGGUCACGGGGGGCUCCUCCUGGGCUGCACCGCUCCAAGACCCUCGUCAACCUUUUCUUCAAGGGUGGCCGCACCAGCAGCCAGAGCUGGGCACCCCCCAGCCCUGAGCCCCCCAGCUCCGAGCGCCGGGCACUCACCAAAUCUCUGGGGCGCCCUGAAGGGGACAGAGUAGGUGCUGUGCAGAAGUUUGUCAUCCGGAGCCUGAAGCGGGAGAAAAGCCGCCGUGGCCCCAUCCCGGCCCCGUUCUGUGGCCCGGGCACCCCACAGCCCGACGGCGGUGAUCCCGAGGCACGGCUUACACUUAUCCAGGACACAGCGGCACGGCUGCUCAGCCCCGAUGAGGUGACGGCCGUGCUCCGCCAUUGCACUCGGUACCUGCACGAGGGCGGUGUGGAGGACCUGGUGCGGCCACUGCUCGCUAUCCUGGACAGGCCUGAGAAGGUGCUGCUGCUGCGGGAUGUUAGGAGUGUGGUGGCCCCCACAGACCUGGGACGCUUCGACAGCAUGGUGAUGCCACUGGAGCUGGAGGCUUUUGAUGCCCUCAAGAGCCGCUCAGUGCGCUCGCCUGCCCUGCGCCCAGCCCACCACGAUGUCCCCCCCAAGCGACACCUCAUCACACCUGUGCCUGAUUACCGUGGAGGGUUCCUGCUGAAGCCAGCGGGGGCCCCUGAAUCAGAGGAAGCCAAGGGGCUGCCGCAGAGCCCAGCCCGGCCGCGGGCCUCUCCAAGCCCCCGCCGGCUGCACCCCCGCACCUACACCCCACUCCCUGACGUGCCAGUGGACGCCUAUGCCUACGCCGGCGGCCCCCCACCCACCCCUAGCCCCAGGUCCCCCAACUGGCUGCUGGCCGAGCCCCCGCACAGCCCCCAGCCCCAGGACGGGCGCUGCUCGGUGCUGGUGAAGCCCCGAAGAGGACGGGCUCCCCUCACACUGGGAGGGGAGAGGGGGGCUGCGCCACUCGCCAAUGGCCCCAGGGAAGAAGAGGAGGAGGAGGAGCAGCUGCUGACUGUCACCUUGUCCAAGCUGAAGCAUUCACUGGGGAUCAGCAUCUCUGGUGGCAUUGAGUCACGGGCACAGCCGAUGGUGAAGAUUGAGAAGAUCUUCCCUGGGGGGGCCGCCUUCCUCAGCGGUGUCCUCAAGGCGGGGCAUGAGCUGGUGUCAGUAGACGGGGAGAGCCUGCAGAAUGUCACACACCAGCGCGCCGUGGACAUCAUCCGCCAGGCCUACCGCAACAAAGCCAAGGAGCCCAUGGAGCUGGUGGUACGGGUGCCUGCUGCCCCCCCGGAGUGACACCGCACCUCCCCAGGAGCCAUCCCGCAUUCCCAUGGACCUGGCUCACUCUGCACCGAGCUGCAGCCGGUCUCAGCCAGCAGGGACUAAAGGACUUGUGUGCACAGAGGGACAGCCCAAAAUGGGACUGAGGUGGGGGCAUGUUGGGGAUAAGGGAGGAAGGCAGGCAGCCCCAACCCUGCUACAGAUACAUGGACACUGCCCUGAAAAACACAGCCAGGGGCUUGUCUUUAAUCAGUGUUUCCGGGUGGUACGAGGGCAAGCCGGGCUCUGGAAGUGGGACACAACAGAAAUAAAAGUACAAAAAUACAA
This is a messenger RNA of Gallus gallus (chicken), 3555 nucleotides long. It is a transcript of the gene PDZD7, whose product is annotated as PDZ domain containing 7. The transcript has 17 exons. Gene Ontology annotation, cellular component: stereocilia ankle link complex; stereocilium tip; cilium. Lineage: Eukaryota; Metazoa; Chordata; Aves; Galliformes; Phasianidae. Gene Ontology annotation, molecular function: protein binding. Gene Ontology annotation, biological process: auditory receptor cell stereocilium organization; sensory perception of sound. The coding region runs from base 607 to 3243 and encodes 878 amino acids. The record is from RefSeq and is a predicted model, not a curated record.